AUGUCAGAGCAUGUGUUACCGGCCGAAGAGCCGAUUAGAUUUGUAGCUCCAAUAAUUCAAGAUAAUCCCACAGGAUGGGGCCCCGCCGAAAUGCCGGAGCAAUUUCGAGACAUGCCUUACCAACCUUUCAGUAAAGGUGAUCGUUUGGGUAAAAUAAGUGAUUGGACUGUCGUACAGGACAAGAAAUAUCAAAAUAAGUAUGCCUCUCAAUUUGGCGCUGGUUCGUCGUACGCAUACUUCCAUGAUGAAGAUGAGAGUACUUUCCAUCUGGUGGACACUACAAGGGUGCAGAAGCCUCCAUACCAGCGUGGCCGUGCUCGCGGACAAAGGGGCCGCGGUGCCAGGGGCGCGCGUACGCCUGGAGGCAUGACUACCCUCAACAAGGGCAACUACAUGAGGAAUCAACGAGAUCGUAAACUUGGCAAGAGGUGGGGCCAGAGAGGUGCUCCGAUGAAGAUCCGUGAUGCUUCCGUCACUGUAAGACCUACCUGGGUCACCAUUGAGGACAUGGACUUCCCUCGUCUCGCUAAGUUGUCUUUGCCAGGAAUUAAAGAAGGUGAAGACAUUGUGUGCUGUGGUACAUUGGAGUACUAUGACAAAGGCUACGAUCGUGUCAAUGUGAAACACGAGAAAGCGCUGCAGCGUAUCGAUCGUAUCUUCCAUACGGUGACUACUACUGACGACCCUGUAAUCCGACGACUCAGUAAGACGGUGGGCACGGUGUACGCCACCGACGCCAUCCUGGCCACCAUCAUGUGCUGCACCCGCUCCAACUAUUCCUGGGAUAUUGUCAUUGAGAAGAUUGGUGACAAGCUGUUCUUCGACAAGCGUGACAACACGGAAUUUGACUUGCUGACGGUGAACGAGACUUCGGUGGAGCCGCCGACUGAUGAUGGCAACUCCAUCAACUCGCCGCGCAACCUCGCACUCGAAGCGACAUUCAUCAACCACAACUUCAGUCAACAGGUGUUGAAGAAUGGUUCUGUUGAGCCUAAGUACAAGUUCCCCGAGCCAAAUCCAUUUGUGUCUGAGGAGGAGGAAGGUGAGGUAGCCUCCGUAGGGUACCGCUACCGCAAGUGGAACCUUAACAAUGGAGUGACUUUGGUAGCUCGAUGCGAGCAUGACGCCGUGAUGCAAGGGCCUCAGAAUGAGACCCAGUUUUUGAGCAUCAAAGCUCUGAACGAAUGGGACUCCAAACUGGCCAAUGGAGUGGAGUGGCGUCAGAAAUUGGAUACCCAACGCGGUGCCGUACUCGCUAACGAGCUGAGGAACAACUCCUGCAAGCUUGCCAAGUGGACUGUGCAGGCUCUUCUAGCGGGCUCUGACCAGAUUAAGUUCGGUUACGUAUCCCGUGCCCAAGUGCGUGACAACUCUCGCCACGUGAUCCUCGGCACGCAACAGUUCAAGCCGCACGAGUUUGCGGCACAGAUCAACCUGUCCAUGGACAACGCGUGGGGCAUCCUACGGUGUAUCAUCGACAUCUGUAUGAAGCAGAAAGAUGGUAAAUAUCUAAUCAUGAAGGACCCCAACAAGCCUCUGAUCCGCCUGUACGACAUCCCGGACAAUACCUUCGAGUCGGACGCCUCGGAGGAGAGCGGAGACGAACAAGCAGACACUCCCUUCGCACCACUCUACUCCUACGGAAACACCAAGAGAAUUUAG
Messenger RNA from Spodoptera littoralis (African cotton leafworm), 1662 nucleotides. The record is from the annotation of a GenBank genome assembly. Lineage: Eukaryota; Metazoa; Arthropoda; Insecta; Lepidoptera; Noctuidae.